This is a messenger RNA of Rodentolepis nana, 942 nucleotides long. Lineage: Eukaryota; Metazoa; Platyhelminthes; Cestoda; Cyclophyllidea; Hymenolepididae. The record is from the annotation of a GenBank genome assembly.
ACUCUUCGUUACGACUCGCUUGUGCAAUUACUUACCUUUGCAAAUGUACAUGCAAGUUCCACAGUGCUGCUGACAGAAUCCUACGCAGGCCUUAUUAGUAAAGCCGUCUUGGAGCGUCUGGGUCACCGAAGCUGUGGUAGUCGUCUCAUCAACUUUCAUCACGGAACUUCAACGCCUGUUAUCGAUGUAUCACCUCUCGGUGAUUACUCUCCAAUCUAUUACGUCCAAUUCGAAGAUGUAACCUCUCUUCUUUUAACUGGGAAAUUCGCUCGGGAACACCGUGAAGAAAUCCUUUUAGAUUCUCCACAUCGCAAGAAACCCCGAACUGAGGACCCAGGUAUAGAAACGAUAACAGCGGAGGACGCACCUUCGCAAUCUGAGAAGCCACUCCAAAGGGCCGAAGACGAUGUAGGAAAUCAAAGAAAAAAGCGACAAAAUGGGAAGUAUUGCGCAAUGACACCUGAAAUACGCCAGAAACGACAGGAAGAGAAGCAGAAACAGUGGAAUGAGAUCCGCAGAAUCCUCUGUCCCACUGAGUCCCAACUCUCAUCAGGGUUGGAAGACAGGCCCGACUGCCUGAUUGUGGCUACUAAGUUCUAUCCAGUGGAAAUCACUCUUUUGUUGAUGCAGUUUCUCCCUCCUGGUCGGCCUUUUGUUGUCCAUUCUCACAUCCUCUCAACUCUUGUGGAUCUCUAUAACAUUCUAAAGCGUCGAGGUAGCUGUACACAAUUGCAACUUCACGACACUUGGUUGAGACCGAUUCAAGUCUUGCCGAAUCGAACCCAUCCAGUUAUGAAAAUGACUUCUGGUGGUGGAGGCUUCGUUCUCCGAGGAUAUACAGUUCAACGCCUUGAAGAUCCAGAUGCUCACCUCACUAGAUCUACUAUGCGAGCUUCUACGAAGCAACUCUUCGAUGAAGGACUUAUUUCUUACUCAAAGUAG